Purpureocillium takamizusanense is the source of this 447-nucleotide messenger RNA. RefSeq lists its product as uncharacterized. The record is from RefSeq and is a predicted model, not a curated record. NCBI's taxonomy places the organism in Eukaryota, Fungi, Ascomycota, Sordariomycetes, Hypocreales, Ophiocordycipitaceae. The transcript has a single exon. Bases 1 to 447 code for a protein of 148 amino acids.
AUGCGCAACACCACCGUCAUCACCGUCGCCGCCGCGGCACUCGCCUCCGUCGCCGUCGGCGCGCCCGCCCCCCUCGGCGGCCCCACGCCCAUCCCUCCCCGUCCCACCUGCGACGGCUGCUACACCGUCAUCGCGGCUACCCCCUCCACCACCGGCCCUACCGCGACGACCGAGCGGCCCGUGGAGCCCGCGGUGCUGCCAUCCUCCGACUUGCACGAGUACCCAUACAUGUUCAAGGGCCCCGGCUUCCGCUGGCCCUACCGUACCGCCGCGGCGCCUGAACCGACUGCGACGGCGGAGGGUGCGUCUGCGACUGCGGAGCCGGUUGGUGAGACUGCCAAGGGCGCCGGCUGUGAGGGCCUCGAGUGUGUCUGGGGGAAGUUGGCUUCGUCCUGGAAGGCUGGAGAGCGGACUUGCCCUUUUGUCAAGAUGUUCGCACGGCAGUGA